Molecule: messenger RNA, 879 nt
Organism: Schizophyllum commune H4-8
Lineage: Eukaryota; Fungi; Basidiomycota; Agaricomycetes; Agaricales; Schizophyllaceae
Product: alpha/beta-hydrolase
Exons: 5
Coding region: 1-879 (292 amino acids)
Source: RefSeq, a predicted model, not a curated record
AUGACCAGGCAAUCCACAUCCCUGCGAAUACCGCAUCCGCAAGACCGAGGUUGUUUCAUUGCAGGUGUUCUAGAGCAGACUGAAGAACAGCCCACAACGGAAGGUCGCCCCAUCGCUCUGGUGGGUCACAUUGAAAUGGCCUUUUUGGUGCACAAGGACUACCUCUACCAGAAGAGGCUGGCGCGUGAACUGCCCCUUGACUCGUUUCGGUUUGACUUCAGAGGCAACCACGAGACCCCCGGAACAUGGCGCGCAGGAGCCCUCGAUGAAGACGUCGAGGACCUCGCUGCCGUCGUCGCUUUUCUCCGAUCUCGCUAUGGCUACCGCAUAGCCUUUCUCGUCGGACACUCCCGCGGGUCGAUCGUCGGCUUCCGCUGGAUGUGCACCGCGGUCGAGGCCCAAGAGGUUGACGGCUUCGUCAACGUCUCGGGACGGUACCGGAUGGAGGUGCAAUCCCCCGCGGUGCAGGCCUGGAAGGAGGAGAUAGCAGAGAGGGGCUUCGCGGUGUGGCGGCCCGUGGUCGCGCGAAGGCAGCUCGCGCUGCGCGUGACGCCCUCCGACCUCGCCGCGUUCGUCGCGUUCGACACGAGCCUCGUGUGGAAGCGCUUCCCCGCGCGCGCGGACGUGCUGAGCGUGCACGGCCUCGCGGACGCGGCGGUCCCGCCGUAUGACGCCGUGAUCUAUGCGCGCGCUUUGGGCGGGCGAACGCCUGGGACGCAUACCCUGCACCUGAUGGAGGGCGCCGGACACAAUUUCGAGGGCCGGACGGAGGAGCUCGUGGGUGACAUCGUUUGCUGGUGGAACCCGAGAACCAGGGGCGGCCUGCGUGAUGGUGUCUGGGGUGGGCAGGGGAAGACUGAUGUUGCAUCGCGCCUGUAG